Molecule: messenger RNA, 3575 nt
Organism: Sander lucioperca (pikeperch)
Lineage: Eukaryota; Metazoa; Chordata; Actinopteri; Perciformes; Percidae
Product: CD166 antigen homolog A-like
Exons: 16
Coding region: 225-1931 (568 amino acids)
Biological process (GO): cell adhesion
Cellular component (GO): plasma membrane
Source: RefSeq, a predicted model, not a curated record
AAUUACCUGUUCCGCCAGAACUGAUGUGAGCGCGAGUUGGCGAGCACAUGCCACGUUGGGAGAAGAGCCAAAAUCAGAAGUGAACUGCCUUUACAGCACCAGCAACAGGGGCUCGCGAGGACCAUUCUAAUUUAAUCCACCUUCAAAAAAAAAAACCUCAACCAAGUGGUUUUAACAAACCUUUGAAACAAGCAGCCGACUAAGGAUCUGAGAGACCCGCAAGGAUGCACUUGUUGUCCGCCAGCUGCGUGUGUGCCCUCCUCAUCACCUCGCUCCUCCGCCAAGUCGGCGGUUUGGAGACUUUUAUUGGCCUGUAUGGGGAAACACUCGAGAUCCCGUGCAACAAUGGAGCCAUGAAAGCAGAGGACAUCCUGAUCACUAAAUGGAAAUAUGACAAAGGAGAUGGACUUUCGGGGGAUCUGCUGGUCAAGAAAAACCAGAAUGUCUUAAUCAGCGCCACUGAUGAGUACAAGGGCCGUGUGAGCAUGGCUGCAAACUCCAGCCUGCUUCUUUCUGCAGCCAGGCUGACUGACCAACGCACUUUCACCUGCAUGGUGGUGGCUAGUGCAGACAUCAGAGAAUUCCCGGUUAACGUUGUGAUCUACAAGACGCCGGCAAGCCUGGAGAUUUCUGACAACGCGCAGGAACUAGAGAUUGGCAAACUUACUAAGCUCGGGAAAUGUGUUGCAAAAGACGCCAAUCCAGCUGCAAAUAUCACAUGGCUGAAGAACAACACACCACUGGUGGCGGACGGGAAAGGGAUUUCCAUCAAAGCCUCAGUGCUGGUGGACCCUGUCACUGGCCUUUCAUCCACUAGCUCAAUACUGGAGUACUCGGCCAAGAAGGAAGACACGGACGCUGAGUUCACCUGCAGCACUCAGCACACUGUGGGCGCCGAGCUGGUGUCCGCUCCAGUCACCCUGACUAUCACCUACACCACAGAGAACAUCGGCCUUCAGGUCAUUGCUCAGGACCCUCUAAAAGAAGGAGACAAUGUGACUCUGAAAUGUGUGGCAGAUGGUAACCCAGCUCCUACCGCCUUUAACUUCCACCUUAAGGAAGAGUUGGUGAAAGUGGAAAACGCAGAUACUUACACCAUCACGAAUGUCUCACGUAACACCACUGGUGUAUACAAAUGCUCUCUUGUUGACGACCCAACAAUGGAAGCAUCUAAGGACAUCACAGUCAACUACCUAGACAUCAAUUUAAGCCCCUCUGGAAAUAUCGUUAAGAGUGCUGGUGAGGCCAUGGAUCUAACUCUCCAGAUUGAUUCCUCCGGAAACAACAAGGUCUCCUGGACAAAGGACAAUGUUAAACUGGACAAAAAACCCAAGUUUACCAAGCUGACUUACGCUGACUCUGGCGUCUAUGAAUGUGAGGUGACGAAUGGGGCCCUCAGCCUAAAAGCUUCCCUUAAGCUGGCUGUCCAAGGUGCUCCAGUUAUCAGGCAGCUGUCCAAGCUUCGCAGUGAAGACGGCAAACAUAAAGUCCUGAUUUGUGAUGUUGAAGGUUCUCCAAAGCCAGCUGUUUCCUGGAGCAUCAACGGCACCUCGCUUGAUGAGAGUCCCUUCCUCAACGGGAAGAUAAAACACAAGAUCACAGUUGUGCCUAGUGCAAAUCUGACUGUCUCUUGUAUGGUGUCCAAUGAGUUUGGCUCGGAUAGCAGAACUAUAAAUGUGUCAUCCCUAUUUGAGGAGGUGAGAAUGGAUAAACAAGACCAAUCGGAUGAAAAUGACCAAACCAAGUUGGUGGUUGGAGUUGUAGUCGGUCUCCUCAUCGCCACUAUUGUUAUAGGCCUGGCAUACUGGGUCUACAUGAAGAAGUCCAAGCAAGGAAGCUGGAAGACUGGUGAAAAGGAGAACGGGUCUUCUGAGGAGGAGAAAAAACUGGAGGAGAAAGUGGAGGAGAACAGCCAAAAAGCUGAGGUGUAAAGAAACAGCAACCAUCCUUUGGGAAUGUGAAAGUGAGAACGUGGAACUCUUGCACAUUUCUCUUCACUUCUGUCUUUGGGGGAAAAAAAAUACGAGUGUACAUUGGAAUGAAUACGGUUUGGAUUUGGUUUCAGGGAGAAUUUGACUAAAAAGCAUAUCCAAACACGCCCCGAGCCCCUCCAACCCUCACCCCUCCAUUCCUAAAAAAAAAGAAAAGAAUGGAUACUGUAUGUGAUAUACAUAACUUGUCUGCACUACUGAUACAUGUGUAAACUUCUUUAUCUAUUAUUAGGGUUCAUGUUUGGAAUUUGGGACUCUGAGAAAAUGCAGAUCUUUUUGGUUUUGUUAGUUGAUGCCAGUAUAAUUACUACUAGACCAGUUGCCUUUGAUGUAAGGAUGUGUAGGCCUGCAUUAGUCUGACUCUUUGGCCCUCGGAGACAUAGCAGGGACCAAGGGACAUCACCGUUAUCGCUUCUUAGCUUCACGUAAUCACAGUCAAACAACCUCUGCCUACAACAUCAGUGUACUAAAUCUGUUUAUUUGUGCAUUCAUUAUAGUUUGUUCAUUCAGGCGUUACAAAAAAAUUGAAAUAGAUGAAAUUCCUGAAAGGGCUAUGGGUAUAUUGUUAUACUCGGCAUAAGUUGUAGAUGGUAAUAUGAUUUACAUGUUGCAUUGCAGGAAGUAGGCCAUGUGCCACAAAGUUCUUUGCAAAGUAACCAGGAGAGAAAACAACAGAAACUCAGUUCAUUUUGCCAGUUUCUUUUUUCAAAUGCACUGUACACUCGACAUAACCACUGCAUAACACAAGCAGGUAGAUUAUUGAGAGAAUGUAUAGCAUAACUCAACUCAUAUCACUGGCUUUAAUUUGGCUGUACAGAUUGUUUUACAUAAAGCCAUCGUUUGUUUUCAUGCAAGAAGAAGUCCUUGAGCCUGUAGUAGUGAAAUUCCUUUUUAGUUUCAAGGCUGUAAGUGAAUUCUCAAUUUGUGCUUCAUCAGUGUUAAGGUAUGAUUGUUUAUUGUGUAGCUAUAUGGCAUAACUUCGUAAUGGAGCACACGGAGAGGAUAAUGUGUUUGUCUCAAAGUAGCCGUCAUGAUAUGUUUGCCUUUCUUUGAAAAUCUACCUGUAAUGGCUUCAGUUUGUGACGUGCCCUAGGGUUCAUGUUUUCAUGUCAGAUUUGUGUAGAAUACGAUGGAAUACGCACAGCUGUACAUGUCACAAAUUUGGUCCUUUUAAGAGCAUUUACUAAAUUAAAAAAAACCAGGAUGUGAUUGUGAAGUAUGUGAAUUUAAUUUUCUCUUUGCUAUUUAUAUUGUACAAGAUAAAAUGUCCUGGUAGGCAAAUUCAAUAAUUGUCACAUAAUUCAUAACUUGGAUUGAAACCGUAACAAAACGUAAAUUGCUUGCAGACUUUACAAAAAUGUAAUGAAGUUGUGAUUCAUCAGUAGGUUGCUCAGCAUCUGGUUGAAUAAUAGAUUCAGCAUGCGAUCAUCUCAGACCUCCAAGCUGCUGUUUGUUGCCUACCUUGUGUAAAACCAUCAAAUUGGAAGAAUGACCAAAGAAAGUGAACAUGCCAUGCAAGUAUUGUAAAUACCUGAUGUUUGUUUUUUUGUACUUUUGUUUAAAAUAAAGUGUACAUUUGGAAAA